AUGAUUGUCUCAAUUCCAGCUGAUUACGAUAUCUUGUAUUUCGUAUACUGUUUUCGUCCACUCAUUCAAUUAACGUUAUUCUCUCUCCUCAUGAUGUACUGUUUAUGGUAUCUUCGAUUGGCAUUAGAAGUUAUAUUAGGACAACCAAUAACGCCCUCAUUAAAACAAACCGUAAACACACCACAAGCCUAUCAAACAACACAAAGGAAUAUCGACGAAAAUAACUAUCGAUAUGUUCAUAAUUUGUGGCCAAUCUCAAUAAUAUAA
Molecule: messenger RNA, 267 nt
Organism: Funneliformis mosseae
Lineage: Eukaryota; Fungi; Glomeromycota; Glomeromycetes; Glomerales; Glomeraceae
Source: the annotation of a GenBank genome assembly